UUAAGCAAGACCAUUUUGACGGUCGUUUCGCCGCCGCGUUUAUCGCCAUUCGUCAAAUAUGAAAGAUAACAGGCGGAAAAGGCGGCGGCAAAAACUGAUCGUCUGCAACGAGAACGAUGUGAACUCCGUCGAGACAGCGAUUGAGAAUGAAAAUGCUGAGCUUCCGAUGGGAAGGGCGCUCUGGAAGAUUGACAGCAUGGAUGAAAAAACAUCGGAGCAGUUUUCUUCGAAAGAGUUUAUAAUGAGGGAUCUUUCUUUGGAGAGGACGCGCUUGAAACUACAGGAACUACAAAGCGGAUUCAUAGAAGAUAUGGAAGAAAAGAUGCAACGUGUCUUGGCGGACGUAAUUAAAGAAGUGGGAAACCCUGAAAACGACCAAAAACUGUUCGACGAAAGCCUGAACUGUUUGGAUAAAAUGAAACCAACGAGAGAAGGCGCUCUGCCUGACAAACAAUUUUUGACCCGCAACUCGUUACUCACCGACCUCUUUGAAAUAAAGCACAUCCGGACCAUUUACCACAUUUUUGUGGCCAUCCUCAUCAUUUUGUUCUUGAAUACUCUAAUUUACGACUUGACGGAUACUGGAAGGCCUAAAUUCGGCUUUGGCCUGAUCCUGUGGAAUUUUGGUGAUAUUAAAACUGUGAUAAUGAUCUGGAUCUGCAUGAUGGCAGGAGUGUUUUCCCUUUACCUCAUGUUUCACUUUUAUGCGAGCAACCGUCACAAGGUUCCUUUAAAACACUUAAAAUUGUGGGACCAGUGUUGGUUGGGUGCUUUUAUUUUAUACGUCUGUGCGCUGCUUUUUUUCCCCUUGGCGAGUGUGCUGGAACACAAUUUGCCGCCUGCGUCUUCCCUGAUCGUGCUAAUGGAAAAGAUUCGGCUCAUGAUGAAAAGUUAUGCGUUUGUCCGGAGCAAUACGCCCAAGGUGUUGGCCUAUCAACCUAAAGACUCUAACAACGACAAACAGUCCCAUUCUCCGUGCCCCGGCUUUUCGCAAUUCCUCUACUACUUAUUUGCACCCACUCUGGUCUACAGAGACUGCUACCCAAGAACGGACAGCGUGCGGUGGCGCGUGGUUGCUUGGAGUUUUACGGAAGUGAUCGGAAUCAUCUUCUACGUGAGCUUCAUUUUCGAGCGGUUGCUUAAGUUUCAAUUUGAACAUUUCGGCAAGAGUCGCAUCGAGAGCAAAGACGUGAUCGUGUCGAUUUUCAACACCAUGAUGCCGGCCACGCUGGCCAUGCUGUGCGCCUUUUUCUGCCUGCUGCACUCGUGGCAAAACGCCUUCGCGGAAAUGCUGUGCUUCGCCGACAGAAUGUUUUACAAGGACUGGUGGAACUCGACUUCCUUCAGCACCUACUACCGCACGUGGAAUGUCGUCGUUCACGACUGGCUUUACACCUACGUCUACAAAGAUUUUUCCGAGAACGUGAUGCCCAACGACAGGGUGAUGCCUAAGCUGAUGGUUUUCGCCAUUUCCGCGCUUUUUCACGAGUACAUCCUCACAUUCACCUUCAGAUACUUCUAUCCCGUGAUGCUGUUCAUGUUUGGUGGAGCUGGAGUUGCGCUGACUUUUGUGCAGAGGAAAGGAGCGGGAGGAAAUAUUUUCAUGUGGUUGUCUCUGUGCAUGGGCACGGGACUGUUUCUCAGUCUGUACACAAUGGAGUGGUACGCCAGGAUCAAUUGCCCCAAGGAACUGGGCUAUUGGGCAGAUCUGAUUGUUCCGCGCUCAUGGACUUGCAACUUUAUGAAGCAAUAAAAAUGUUUCAGUUAUCUUGUUUAAAUAAAUUAAAUUAUUGAA
Cloeon dipterum is the source of this 1795-nucleotide messenger RNA. RefSeq names its product sterol O-acyltransferase 1. Gene Ontology annotation, biological process: cholesterol metabolic process. The transcript is spliced from 11 exons. Bases 59 to 1753 code for a protein of 564 amino acids. The record is from RefSeq and is a predicted model, not a curated record. Gene Ontology annotation, cellular component: endoplasmic reticulum membrane. NCBI's taxonomy places the organism in Eukaryota, Metazoa, Arthropoda, Insecta, Ephemeroptera, Baetidae.